Molecule: messenger RNA, 1034 nt
Organism: Myotis davidii
Lineage: Eukaryota; Metazoa; Chordata; Mammalia; Chiroptera; Vespertilionidae
Product: interleukin-3 receptor subunit alpha-like
Exons: 3
Coding region: 105-464 (119 amino acids)
Source: RefSeq, a predicted model, not a curated record
ACCGCCUGGCUCCUAGGUCGACGCUCUAACCACUGAGCAACACGGGGCUAGGCCUUGUCUUGCUGGUUUUCCUUGCGUCAUAGGUCGAGGACGAAAAGUCCUUCAUGCGGAGGAACCCAGGAACCUUCACGGUGAGAAUCCGAGCUCGGACCUUCUCCCCCAACCUGGUCGGCCACUGGAGCGCCCCCCAGCGUUUCGUGUGUGACCCGGAUGCGGGCGCGCUUUCCCACGUCUGGCUGAGCUCCUCCCUCAUGGCGCUGGCGACGCUGCUCUCCGUGGGAAUCGCCGUCUUCCUUUGCAAAAGGUACUCGGUGCUGAAGACCCUCUUCUCGCCCAUCCCGCACCUGAAGGACCCCAUCGGGGACAGCCUACAUGAGAAGAUGGUACGUCCGGGUGUCCGCCCCCGGGCGCCUCUGGGGCGGAGGUGGCCACAGUCCAGCCCAGGCACUGGGAAGAGGGGGUGACCACCAGGGUAGCCGGCAAGCCGACAGGACAGGGAACCCAUAACCCGUGCCCCCUGCCCCCUGGCCAGGCCCCAUGACCCACCCGGACCCUCCUCACCCCACAGUUCACCUGGGAGGCCGGCCAACCCACCCAGGAGGAGUGUCCGUUGACUGAACUGCAGGUUUUAAGGGAGACGUGAGCCCGGAUGAGGUCGCGGCUGGCCAGGUGCCCACACAGCCUGGCGGCUCCCGGAGGCGGGGAUGUGUGCACUGGGGCGGGGACGCCCACCUACGAUAUUCACCGGGAAGGAAGCUAAAUAAAGGGAAUUUUCAACCCGCUCUCCGCUCCCCGCACACAGGCGGCUCCCACCCCUCACCUCAAGGCUGCUAGGCGCCCUGUCCCCCCCACACAAGCCUCUGAAAUGGGAAUCCUAUCUCCCCCCCGUCGUGUGGACUUUGGUCUUUCAAUCGUAUUAUGUACCUUCUUCUCCUUGUUAAAGGUAUUUUUAUGCAUUAGAGAGAGAGAGAGAGAGAGAGAGACAUCCAGGACGAGAGGGGAUCAUGGACCCGCUGCCCCCUGCACGCCCCACA